AUGAAAGGCUCAGUGAAAUCAAUUAGUCUCAUUCCUAUUUCGUUUUGUUUUCUAUUCUUAUUUCGUGAUGAGUUUGUGGUUCCUGCUAGGCAUUCGUGCCAUCCCGAACAAAGGGAAGCAAUUCUGGAGUUGAAGAACGAUGGUAACGUUCCAUCUUCGCUUGGAAAUCUUUCUAAGCUAACCACUCUUGAUCUUUCAAAUAAUGAUUUCAAUGGUGAAAUCCCGUCUUCACUUGAAAACAUUUCUAACCUCACCAUUCUCAAUCUCUCCCGGAACAGACUUCUUGGCAAAAUCCCACCUUCACUUGGAAAACUCUCUAACCUCACCACUCUCCAUCUCUCCCAGAACAAACUUAUUGGUAAAAUCCCAUCCUCACUUGGAAACCUUUCACAUCUCACCCAUCUUACCCUUGGUGCUAACCGCUUGGUUGGUGAAAUUCUAUCCUCACUUGAAAACCUUUCUCAUCUCACCUUUCUUAGUAUAUGUGAAAACGAUUUAUCUGGUGAAAUUCCAUCAUCAUUCGGAAAUUUUUCACGUCUGACCUUUCUCGACAUCUCAGCAAACGGUUUCGUCGGUGAAAUCCCACCUUCUUUCGGCAGAUUGAAACAUCUCACCACCUUAUCUGCCGAAGACAACAACCUUAGUGGUAACUUUCCUGUUACACUACUAAAUCUAACAAAAUUGUUUGUUUUAUCACUCGAUGACAACCAGUUCACAGGCAUGCUUCCACCUAACAUAAGCUCACUCUCCAACCUGGAGUUCUUUUACAUACGUGGCAACGCUUUUAUUGGAACUCUUCCUUCUUCCCUCUUUACCAUCCCUUCUUUGACUUACGUUGAUUUGGUUGAUAACCAACUAAACGGUACUCUUGAUUUUGGGAAUGUAUCUUUAUUAUCAUCGAAGAUAAUAGAUUUACGCCUUGGCAACAACAACUUCAUGGGAUCAAUUCCUAGAUCCAUCUCCAAAUUAGUCAACCUUUUUGCACUUGACCUUUCUCAUCUCAACACCCAAGGCUCAGUAUUUGGCCUUAGCAUUCUCUGGAAUCUCAAGUCACUCACAGACCUCGACAUCUCGUACUUGAACACCACCACUGCGAUUGACUUGAACGCUCUCUUAUCACGUUUCAAGUGGCUAAAUAAUCUGAAUCUGACGGGAAACCAUGUUACGGUGGAAGACAGGAGCGCAGAUGCGGAAUCACCACUGAGUUUCCAGAGCUCCUACGAACCCAACACAACUUGCGGAGACUAG
Eruca vesicaria subsp. sativa (arugula) is the source of this 1248-nucleotide messenger RNA. Lineage: Eukaryota; Viridiplantae; Streptophyta; Magnoliopsida; Brassicales; Brassicaceae. The record is from the annotation of a GenBank genome assembly.